This is a messenger RNA of Alligator sinensis (Chinese alligator), 2530 nucleotides long. It is a transcript of the gene EXOC3L2, whose product is annotated as exocyst complex component 3 like 2. Gene Ontology annotation, biological process: exocytosis; exocyst localization. Lineage: Eukaryota; Metazoa; Chordata; Crocodylia; Alligatoridae. The record is from RefSeq and is a predicted model, not a curated record. Gene Ontology annotation, cellular component: exocyst. Gene Ontology annotation, molecular function: SNARE binding.
GGGGAGCUCAGUGGACGCCGGGGCCGGGGGCUGCGGGCAGGAGAGCCCGAGCAUGCCAGGGGCUGUCCCCGCGCCAGGUCCGCCUGCCUCCCAUUGCCCCUCGCAGCGCGGGGCCGUGUCCGGAAAAUCCCCUCCUCUCUGCACCACGCAGCCGGGACAGAACCCAGGAGUCCGGCUCCGACCACUGAACCCCACUCCCCUUCCGCUGCCGGAAAAGGACAGCGGAGUCCGGAUGGCCUCGCUUGAACCCCUAGACACCACCCUUGAACCCCUAGCCACUUCCAUAUGGGCAGCUAGAGCUUCCACCCCCCGCCUGGCUUUGCACGCCCCAGUCCCAUUCCGGAGCUAUGGAGAACCCAGGAGUCCGGCCUCCCGAGGAGCUCCUGCCUCCGGGCACGCAGUCAUGCCAGUCCUGAAGAACCUCGCUAAGCUGAAGGUGCCUGUGGGAGGCACUGAGGCCCUGAUCCUGCCCAGCACCAACCCCUUUACACCUGGCUCCGAGGAGGAGGAGGCCAACACCAGGCUGCCCAACGGGGAUGUCAGGGAACAGUGGUGCCAGCAGCGCCGGGCCACACUGGAACGGCUGGUGGGACUCUCACCCUUCCGCAAGAAGGGCCCCGAGCGUGGCUCCUUCCUGGGCCGCCUGCUGCUGGGGCCUGAGGCAGAGCCCAGCCUGCGGGUACCCAAGCACCGGAAGCCACGGCGCCGCUCUGAGGACUUCAGCCUGCUGCAGUGCCGCAAGCCCAGCCUUGGCGAGGCUGAGCGGGACAGCCCUGGUGACACCCUCCGGCGCAUGGCCUUCCUCAAGCUGGGCCGUGGUGCCUGGCCCCGCCGCGCCUCGCUGGCUGACCAGCCGCGCCCUGCCAAGGCACCUGAGCCAGGACCUGUAGCCGAAGAGCUGGAGUCGGAGCUGGACUCCGAGCCUGUCACUGAGGCCAAGGAGCCGCUGUCAGUGCUAGAGAUCCUGGAGCUUAUCCAACGGCGGGACCUGCUGGCGGCCGAUACCCAUAUCCUAGAGCUGGAAGCAGAAUGCGAGCGGGCGGAGGAUGGUGGGCGCCAGGCCAAGGAUGUAGAGCUGCUGUAUGAGGCACUGCUGCGCCAGCUGUGGGCACUGCUGGCUGAGGCGCUGCAGGCACCGGGCCCCUACAUACCUCUGGCGCUGCUGGUGGGCGUCUUGGAGCAGGAGGAGCUGGCUGACGAGCGCUGGCUGGUGGCGCGAGGGUCGGGGGGGCUGCGUCCACGGGCACUGCGGGAGCGCUGGGCCAAAGCAGUGGCACAGGCCGUGGGUGAGCGGCUGGGGCAGUGCGCCAAGGAUGCCCCUGAGGCCCUGCCCGCCCGGCUGGACCGGCUGGCGCAGUGCGCGGUGCGGGACCUGCGGGCUCUGCGCUGCUACCAGUUGGGUGUCUACCCCCCAGCCUACGGCGCCUUCGGCAUCUAUGCCCGCAGCUACCACCACGCCCUGGCCCAGCACCUGGCUGCCCUCGCCCGGCAGCCCCUCAGCAUCGCCGACCUCUACGCCCUCCUUCAAUGGCACUGCAACACCUACCACCAGGUGGUGCUAGGCCAGCCGGACAUUGCCCCCCUGCUCGGCGCCGAGGAGCUGGGGCCCCUCCUGCCCUUGGACACACAGCGCAGCCUGGAGGAGGCCUGUCUCUCUGCCGUGGAGGCCAAGAUCAUGGCAGAGCUGGCACGGGAGCUGCAGGCGGAUGAGGAGCAGUGGGGGUGCGAGCCGGGGAGCAAAGACGUCCGGGAGAGCCUGAGCAGCCGUGUGAUUACGGUGCUGCAGACGCACGUGGAUCGAGCUCCCCAGAUCACACCCGAGUUCGGGGCACAGAUGGCAAGGGGCUGCCUGGCCAGUCUGGCCAGCUUCCUGCAGAGCUUCCAGAGGAAGGUGGAGCGGUUCCACGCGGGGCAGGGUGAAGGCAGCCCCCCUGCGGAUGCCUACCUGGAUCGCACCAUUGCCCUAGUCAACUGUUGCCCCCCCUUCAGGGCCUUUGUGGAGCAGCUGGGGUGCUGCGACCCACCUGAGAGCAAGGACACCCAUGGCCAGGCCAGCGCCUGCUUAGACAGGGUGAGCCAGCUCUGCCAGCGGGCCCUGGCCCAGCGCCUGCUUGAGGACCUUAAGCCUUACUUCAACAAGCUGAUGAAGCAUAAAUGGCUGACAAGCUCAGAGGCCUUCGACACCAUCAUCGCCCUGUUCCGUGACUACGCCCAAAGGCUGCGCAGGAUGCGGCCCGAACCCUACCAGGAGCUGGUGGCUGAGCUGCACCGGCGGGUGCUGGUGGAGUACGUGCGGCCCCUGCUCCAGGUGCGCAUUGUGUGCACCUCAGCCAAGAUGCGUGCCCGCCUGGCCGCCAAGCUGAGCGACGAGGCCCGGCAGCUGCAGGACCUCUUCAGCCGCCUGGAGUCCACGGCAUCAUGGCUGAAUGCGGCUGUGCCCCACCUGGCUGACAUCGUGGGGCUGGAGGACACGGCAUCUGUGCAGAUGGAGGUUGGGCUGCUAGUGCGGGACUUCCCCGAUGUGCGGUGA